UUCAAACCAAUCAAUUUCAAUCCUUGGCAUUGUGUUAUGGAUUUCUUUAAUAUUGCCAACUUAACUUGAUUUUCAUUUGUAAGCAUAAAUGAAGUGGAGCGCAAUGUAGUUACCAUUUAAAAUCUAUAUAAACCUCUCUCAAAUUUCUUUCUAUAUAUAUAUCAAUCUUCUAAGUCUUGCAGCAAACAAAAGAAAAAGGAAAGGAAAGGAAAAUGGAGAAAAGAGGAGUCUCACUGAUCUUGAUGGUCUGUUUGGUGAUGAGCACUCUAGUAGAGCAAUCCAGAGCUCAAGGUGGAAUUGUGAUCCCCAUAGGAAUCUGCUUUGGGGCCUGCUUUGUUCCAUGCGUUCUUCAAUCUGGAACAACAGCUGCCUCUUGCGCUAUCGAUUGCAUUAAGAACUGUCUCUCCAAAUCUACUGCGGGCGGUGUCAAAGACACCCAAUACUUCUGCAACCUUGGUUGUUCUACCGCCUUGUGCUCAAGUUUCAGCACCAAAGAAAACCCUGCUGCAAAGAAAGUUGGAAGCUGUAUGGAAUCUUGCUCAGCAACAUGCGCCAAGAAGAACUGAUCAAUUCCCAUAUAAGAGAUCGUUCAUGAAUGAAUAAAGAACAUGGCCUGUUCAGUGAUUUGGGAUUUAAUCCCAAUUAAUGUAUUUAAAAUAAUGACUGUAUGUAUGUCAAAAUCCUUAGCUGCUGCUACUCAUUCUCUCAAUGUGGGAAUGAAUUAAUGACGCUUCUUAAAUAUUUUGGUUAAUAUGAAUGUAAAAUAUUUGG
Molecule: messenger RNA, 771 nt
Organism: Durio zibethinus
Lineage: Eukaryota; Viridiplantae; Streptophyta; Magnoliopsida; Malvales; Malvaceae
Source: RefSeq, a predicted model, not a curated record